Messenger RNA from Coturnix japonica (Japanese quail), 2586 nucleotides. The record is from RefSeq and is a predicted model, not a curated record. NCBI's taxonomy places the organism in Eukaryota, Metazoa, Chordata, Aves, Galliformes, Phasianidae.
CCGCCCGUUACGCGUCUCGGGGAGGCGGUUGGGCGGGGAAGGGAGGAGUCAGCGAAGAUGGCGGCGGUGGGGAGAGACGGUUCCUUCGGUUCUUCCACGGCAUCCGGAGCCGCCAACAACGCCAGCGCGGAGCUGAGGGCGGGCGGCGAGGAGGACGAUGGGCAGAACCUCUGGUCCUGCAUCCUCAGCGAGGUGUCCACGCGCUCCCGUUCCAAGCUGCCCUCGGGGAAGAGCGUCCUGCUGCUGGGUGAAGAUGGAGCAGGUAAAACUAGCUUAAUAGGAAAAAUUCAAGGAAUCGAAGAAUACAAAAAAGGAAGAGGCAUGGAGUAUUUGUAUUUAAAUGUGCAUGAUGAAGAUCGAGAUGACCAAACAAGAUGCAAUGUAUGGAUUUUGGAUGGUGACCUGUAUCACAAAGGUCUUCUUAAAUUUGCAAUGGAGUCAAACUCACUAAAGGACACUCUAGUUAUGUUGGUAGUUGACAUGUCAAGGCCUUGGACUGCAAUGGAUUCUUUGCAAAAAUGGGCAAGUGUUGUAAGAGAACGCAUUGACAAGUUAAAAAUUCCUCCCGAAGAAAUGAAAGAAAUGGAGCAAAAGUUGGUAAGAGACUUCCAGGAAUAUGUAGAACCAGGAGAGGAUUUUCCAGCUUCUCCACAGAGAAGAAAUACUUCAUUACAGGACGACAAAGAUGACAGUGUGAUUUUACCCCUGGGUGCAGAUACACUAACAUGUAACUUAGGCAUUCCAGUAGUAGUAGUUUGUACAAAGUGCGAUGCCAUCAGUGUUCUGGAAAAAGAGCAUGACUACAGAGAUGAACACUUUGACUUCAUUCAGUCACAUAUCAGACGGUUUUGCUUACAGUAUGGGGCCGCGCUUAUUUACACUUCGGUAAAGGAGAACAAAAACAUUGAUUUAGUCUAUAAAUAUCUAGUCCAUAAGUUGUACGGGUUUCCUUUCAAUGUUCCAGCUGUUGUUGUGGAAAAAGACGCAGUAUUUAUUCCUGCAGGUUGGGAUAACGACAAGAAGAUUGGCAUCUUGCACGAGAACUUUCAAACACUAAAAGCAGAAGACAGUUUUGAAGACAGCAUAAGAAAACCACCGGUCAGAAAGUUUGUUCAUGAGAAAGAAAUUGUUGCAGAAGAUGACCAGGUGUUUCUUAUGAAGCUGCAGUCGCAACUGGCGAAACAGCCACCUACUGCUGCAGGACGGCCAGUGGAUGCCUCGCCAAGAGUUCCUGGAGGAUCUCCUAGGACACCAAAUAGAUCUGUGACAUCCAAUGUCGCCAGCGUUACACCUAUCCCUGCUGGGUCCAAAAAAAUUGAUCCCAACAUGAAAGGUACCUUUGUCUUUAUGGGGACAAAAAUUAACUUGGGGAAGUGCCUUUCUUCAAUGCGCUUUUUUAGCAUAACCGAAAGAUUGAAUCGCUAUUUCUCUGGAUUAUGUUUGGAUGGCUUUUUGUUUUUUUGUCUCCUCUCCCAUUCCUGCCUCCUUGUAGCUGGAGCUACCAGUGAGGGAGUCCUGGCGAACUUCUUCAAUAGUCUGUUGAGUAAGAAAACUGGUUCCCCUGGUGGCCCCGGUGGUGUUGGUGGCAGUCCUGGAGGUGGCAGCGCUGGAGGUACCGGCAGCAAUCUGCCACCAUCAGCAAAAAAGUCAGGUCAGAAGCCAGUUUUAACAGAUGUUCAGGCAGAACUGGACAGAAUCUCACGAAAACCCGACAUGGUUUCUCCUACAUCACCUACGUCUCCCACAGAAGGCGAAGCAUCUUGAAGACACCAAAUAAAACCAAUUGUUCAGUUUUCUGGGGUAAUUCAAACUUGCCUCUGCCUCUUCCUUCAGUAACUGGAACUAAAGAACUGAAACAUCGUUUCAGAACACAAACAGUUUGUCUGUCUUUCUUUCAUGUGUUGCCCAACUUUACAAAAGGGAGCUGUACAGGUGAAAAACGGUAUCACAUCACAUAGGGCUACUGUUCACAGUGCAAGAAUGGUAGAUAAAUUUCUGGGUUUUGUUGAUAAGUCGGUGUAAUUCUGUGAAACUGGCAAGUAUGUUCACUUACAGAUAAAGGUUGCUUAGAGCAGGAGGCUGAUGCACACCGCAGGCACUUAAUUUAUAUUGAUUUCCCAACUCAUUAGUUGAUUUCAGUACCCUCUUAAGUAGAGUGUAAACUUCUAAAGGAGAGAACUACUACUAGUUGUUGGAAAGUCAAAUCACUUGCACAAAACUGUAACGACAAACUCCAAAUAUACUUGAAUGCUUGAUUUGGAGCAUGUUUGCAAACCUGUUUGAUCUCCCCUGAGAUCUAUACGGCAUUCAAAAACCCACACGAAAGUUUCAUUCCAGACUAAGACUUUAAAUUAGUGGCCGGUUUUUUGGUUGUUUUCUUUGAUUAAUUUCAGACACUGAAUAAAAGAUGUAUAAAGAAAAAGCAGAGGUUAAAUGUACAGAUUAUCAGUAUCCAGAUUUGUCUAUAUAUAUAUGGCUCAGCCUUAAUGUCCCCCACUAUGUUUCCCAUAUUAAUUUAUGGUUUAAGAUUGGUCAUCGAAACUGUAAUCAGUUAAUAAAGUGUUCUCUGCAUUCAAAUUUCAGUAA